GCACAUAUACAACAACUGAACAGUCAACUCGAGCGGAACAUGACCCUCUGCAAUCCAGCAUGUGAACACAUGGUCCAUGCUUUCCGAGGCAUAGCUUCUCGAGAGCACCGCACUGCAUAUGUAUUAUAUGGCUCAAGUAUCAAGCCAAUGAGAUAUCGCCACCAAAAAAAAAAAAAAAAAAAGGACCAACCUCGCCAUGAUCGUCAUUCCUCCUUAUUCUCCAUCCACUCAUGCAAACAUCUUCUGAAUGCGGUUCAAGAUCUUCUCCCUUUCCCAAGUAGCCUUUUUGGCCUAUUCUACCUUCCUCUCCACCUCGGUCUUCGCUCCUGCUGCAGCUUCCGGCCUGUUGGUUGGAUUCGUAUACAAUGAUCUCUUAGCUCACCCACAAUAUCACGUCCAGUACCUGGAUGAAUUCGUACCCAUAUCGGCCAUCGGUGUGGAAAGGCUCAAGAAAGGCAACACACAUCGACAUCAGCCCGCGUUACAGGCGACUCCGCAGAUUGAAAUGAUGAAUAAGGAUACACGGGAAAAUCAACGACAUAUGCAGCUGAGCGGUAAUAUCGACUCCCAGGACCAAGAUGGGUAUUCUACUACACCGAAGGGAAGCAAAGCGUUAGAUAUGUCAUCAAGUAUUGUCAUGACCGAUGCCAAUGGCAAACGAUGGGCGUGCAGCAUCCCAGCAGUCCAGAUCCAGGAGGAAGACCCUGUUGCCGAAAAGACAGCUCAGGAGACUGAGGAGGAAGAACGGCGAAGCGUCAAACGAGGACUGGAAUUGCUGGAACACUUGACUGGACGUUGUCUAAAAACGAACACCGGCUACUGGACUUACGAGUACUGUCACAAGAAACGAAUUCGACAGUUCCAUGCACUCGAUAAUAUCAAAUGGGAGCCAGCGAGCGAGGACACUACUAAUGUUUUGGGGGUUUAUGAACCCACUUCGGCCGAGUUACAAAGUAGUCAGAAUCUCGAUGGAUCGAUCCAACAGCGUCCCUCUUCCUCAGGCCCAGGACGAAGUGCAACUACGACGGAGCUAGGCGUGAGCAACGAACGUAAAUAUCUAGUUCAGCACUGGGAUUAUGGCGAUGUCUGUGAUCUCACGGGAGCUUUACGAAAGGUGGAGGUCCAGUUUCAGUGCGCCAAUGUGGAUGACAGUAUUCAGCUCGUCACGGAGCCCUCGACUUGCAGUUACAUUAUGGUCAUCUACUCCUCCUCUCUGUGCAAGGACGUCGCCUUCGAGCUCAUUCCAGCACCGGAAGCUAACAAGAUUGAAUGCAGACGCAUCGUGUCCGACGAAGAAUACCAACAGCACAGAGCUGCAGGCCCUGGAGCCAUUGAAGGCGGGCUGGGAUCGAUUACCUCCCAGGAUUCGACCGGUCAGAUCAAAUUCGGUCAACAAGCACCACAGGAGGAGAGUAAGCCAUCACUCGACAAUCUUUUCGCCGCUGGAUCAGGAAUGCCAGCGGAUCUCAGAGAUGUAGCAGCGCUGAUCGAGGAGCUAGAAAAGACGACAAAGCAGAAGCAACUGGACGAGAUUCUUGCGGAGUUUGAUACGUUCUACAGAAAGUUGAAGCCGCACAUGUCUGAAGGUCAGAAGGAUGUGCUUCAAAAAAUAGAGGACUUUGUGGACGGCAAGGUUAACCAACAGGAGCUGCUUGCAUACGAUCAGAAUGGACAACCCAUAGAGUUGGAUGCGUUUUUAGAGACUUUCUUUGGUACAACUGACAGUUCUGGCGAAUCAAAUGGGAAGAAAGCUGCUGAGGGAGAGUCGGGGACCAAGGCUCAGGACAGCAAAGCUCAUGAUAAGGAGCAACGGAACCAGAACAUUUUCAAUGCGAUCUUGGAUGCAUUGACUGAGAACGAAAACAAGGCUGCGCAGGAUGUUACAAAAAAGGAAAGAAGGGGCAAGGACGCCCAGACAAAGGCGGAGAGCAAUGACGUCCUAGCCAACGUUGAUCUAAAGUCCCUUCUGGACAUGCUUGAAGCCGCCAAGAAGGCCGGAGCAAAUUCUGGCGGUGCUGAUGGAAAGGCGACAACUUAUCAAAGCCGCGAGAAGGAGAAGAGGGAAAAGGACGACGAUGAAAAGUGAGUGCCCUGGGUAUUCAGAGCAUUCCUCCUUUGACUAAGAUGCUUGAAAUAAAUUAGCAACAGUACCGAU
Molecule: messenger RNA, 2155 nt
Organism: Gamsiella multidivaricata
Lineage: Eukaryota; Fungi; Mortierellomycota; Mortierellomycetes; Mortierellales; Mortierellaceae
Exons: 4
Coding region: 248-2086 (612 amino acids)
Biological process (GO): endoplasmic reticulum unfolded protein response; retrograde protein transport, ER to cytosol
Cellular component (GO): endoplasmic reticulum lumen
Source: RefSeq, a predicted model, not a curated record